UUUUUGCAAACUUUCCUACCGGGAGUCCUAUUUUUGCAAAUUUCCCUAUAAUCUCAGUGCGCUCUCUCUCUCUCUCUGCCUUUCCUUACCAGCAAGCGGUGGAAAUCUUCCGUUAUUUUGAUCGCAGUUAAGAUGUUUCGUCUAUGGCUUACCAGAGCUUCUCGUUCCACAGUUUCGGAGGAGGCUGAAUUUUGGCUCACCCUCAAGGUCAUUGCAGAUGGUAAGGAGUUUGAUAGAGAUGUCUCCAAAAGUCCAUGGGGGUAUGUAGCUGAAAAUGUACAACAAGACCUGCUUUCUUCUUUCCAAAAUGUUCGCAAAGCAAUGGAGAGCAAGGAAUUAGAAGGAAAGCCAACUCUGGUUGCUGGGUUUGGCAAAAUACUUUUUCAUGGUGUCUUGAGCAUUGCAGUGUAUGAGUUGCAAGUCAAAAGGAAUGUUAGCAUCUUUGACAGAUACUUGGAGGCAGGAGAUCUUUAACCAAUGUAGAAGCUGUAGAAAGGAAGUCAGUUGCUGAAACCACCUUGAGGCAAAUGAAGAAAUCAUUGUAUACAAAUGUCCCUGUUGCAUUUAUCCAACAUGUUACAAGUGAAGCUGCUUCAAAGAUUGGACUUGAUUUUGCAGCAGAAAAGGAGUUAUACCAUCUAAUGGUAUUAUUUUCAAUGAUCUUCCAUGGUUAGAUUCAGGCUUCUUGUGUUAGAUUCAGGCUUCCUGUUGCAACCAGACUCCGUUUUCAUAUGCCAAUUUAGAGUGAUGGAAUCUGUCCAGCCAAUCAUUCCGCUGGCAUCUCGCAUUCACGCCCCCAUUUGACUGCCGCUCGGGGAUGUAGCUGUAGAUAUGUUAGUCUUAGUGGGUCAUUGGAUCCACUCGUUAUCUCCUUCUAUGACAUGCUGUUGUCGUCACCAUAUUCCAUAUGUCACUUAGUCAUCUCUGCCUCGCUGCAGGUCAGCACCUCUGAAAGAAACGGAGGACUUCAUUCCGUGACACUGUAAAAAGCUCCAACUUUACAA
This is a messenger RNA of Diospyros lotus (date-plum), 1004 nucleotides long. RefSeq lists its product as uncharacterized. The transcript is spliced from 4 exons. NCBI's taxonomy places the organism in Eukaryota, Viridiplantae, Streptophyta, Magnoliopsida, Ericales, Ebenaceae. The coding region runs from base 133 to 474 and encodes 113 amino acids. The record is from RefSeq and is a predicted model, not a curated record.